Messenger RNA from Rotaria sordida, 594 nucleotides. NCBI's taxonomy places the organism in Eukaryota, Metazoa, Rotifera, Eurotatoria, Philodinida, Philodinidae. The record is from the annotation of a GenBank genome assembly.
AUGGGUAAUCAACAACAACAUCAACUAGAAGAAGAUUUAUCAUUAAAUGAUUAUCGAUAUUUAAUGAAACAAACACAUUUAACUCCACAUGUUAUUCAAGGUUGGUAUCGAGAAUUUUUAACUGUAUGUCCACAUGGUCAAUUAAAUAAACAUCAAUUUAUUAAAUUUUACAAAGAUUUAGAAAAUUCUUCAACAAAAAAUGUUGAAGCUAUUACUGAAAAUGUUUUUCAAGCAUUUGAUCAUAAUGGAAAUCAACGAAUUGAUUUUAAAGAAUUUCUUAUUGCUUAUGCUUUAACAUCUAUUGGUGAACCACAUGAUAAAUUACAAUAUGCAUUUUCUUUAUUUGAUACAGAUCAUUCUCAAACAAUUGAACCAACUGAAAUGAUUGAAUUAUUAAAAAAACUUUUUACUAUAACACAAAAUAAAAUAAGUGAUAAUUCACCAGAAUGUGUUGCUUAUGAUAUAUUUCGUACAUUAGAUCUUGAUCAUAAUCAGUCAUUAUCAAAAGAUGAAUUUAUCAAUGGUUGUCUUCAAAAUACAGCUAUUCGAUGUUUACUUUCACCAUUUGAAUCUAAUUAUCCACCAAACGAUUAA